Messenger RNA from Penicillium oxalicum, 1833 nucleotides. Its product is annotated as FACT complex subunit POB3. Gene Ontology annotation, cellular component: nucleus; FACT complex. Gene Ontology annotation, molecular function: histone binding; nucleosome binding; DNA binding. The record is from RefSeq and is a predicted model, not a curated record. The transcript has 7 exons. Lineage: Eukaryota; Fungi; Ascomycota; Eurotiomycetes; Eurotiales; Aspergillaceae. The coding region runs from base 1 to 1833 and encodes 610 amino acids.
AUGGCAUUACGGCAGUAUCAGGCUAAGCCCAAUGGGGCGAAAGUGCCUCGUCCUCCUGCGGCGCGCCGCAACGCGACCUCCGAGAAAUCUGAAAAGCUUCCCCAUCUUCAGCUACUUGCGAAUCUCUCCACCAUGGAGAGCUUCGAUAACAUCUACCUGGACCUUUCAAAACAGCCAGGAAAGUGCAAGCUUGCUGAGAGUGGUCUUGGCUGGCGCCCCUCCGGUGGCGGCGAUACCUUUACUCUGGAUAGUAGCAACAUCGGUCACGCUCAAUGGAGUCGCGCUGCCAAAGGAUAUGAAUUGAAGAUUUUGUCGAGGAGCUCAGGAGUGAUCCAACUGGAUGGAUUUGAUCAAGAGGACUUUGAGCGACUCAGCAAAGCCUUCAAAAUCUGGUACGGUAUCAACGUCGAGAGUCGCGAGCAUGCAAUUCGUGGAUGGAACUGGGGUAAAGCCGAGUUCACCAAAGCCGAGUUAUCUUUCAAUGUCCAGAACCGACCCGCUUUCGAAGUGCCCUAUUCCGAGAUCUCCAAUACCAACCUUGCCGGCAAGAACGAAGUAGCGGUGGAAUUCGCGCUUUCAGCAGACCAGGCUAACGGUGCUGACGGCCAACCUGCGGGGAGUACCAAGAACCGCGGGCGCAAGGCCGCUGCUGGCCCCGACGAGUUAGUCGAGAUGCGAUUCUACAUUCCUGGAACCGCCACCAAGAAGGAGAAAGCUGAAGGGGACGAGGAGGAGAACGAGGAAGAGGCGGAGGAGCAAAAUGCGGCCAACCUGUUCUACGAAACGCUUAUGGACAAAGCUGAGAUUGGAGAUGUGGCGGGUGACACGUUUGCGACUUUCUUGGAUGUUCUGCACCUUACUCCACGUGGUCGUUUCGACAUCGACAUGUACGAGUCCUCAUUCCGUCUGCGGGGUAAGACGUACGACUACAAGAUUCAAUACUCGGCCAUUAAGAAAUUCUUCCUCCUUCCGAAGAAUGAUGAUACACACACGCUCAUCGUUCUCGGUCUCGACCCCCCUCUUCGUCAGGGUCAGACCCGAUAUCCGUUCCUGGUGAUGCAGCUGAAGUUGGAUGAAGAAAUCAGCUUGGAACUGAACAUGACCGAGGACUUGUUGAAAUCAAAAUACGGCGAUAAGCUGCAGGCUCACUACGAAGAACCCAUCCACCAAGUUGUCACGAAGAUCUUCCGCGGGUUGGCUGGCAAGAAGGUCAUCAUGCCUUCAAAGGAUUUCACUAGUCACCACGGCCACCACGGAGUCAAGUGCUCGAUCAAGGCCAACGAAGGCUCACUGUACUUCUUGGAUAAGAGUCUCAUGUUUGUGCCCAAGCCCGCUACGUAUAUCCAGUUGGAAAAUGUGGCGGUGGUGACCAUGUCGCGCGUUGGUGGUGCGGUCUCCGCCAGCCGAACGUUCGAUAUCGCAGUGACUCUGAAGGGUGGGCUGGGCGAACACCAGUUCAGCAACAUCAACCGCGAGGAGCAACAACCUCUCGAAGAGUUCUUCAAGGCCAAGGGCAUUCGAAUCAAGAAUGAGAUGCUGGAAGAGUCAUCCACCCUCCUGAAGGCUGCACUGAACAAUGAAGACAUGGGCGAGUCGAGCGACGAGGACGGUGGCCGGGCCGAUCGGGGCUCGGCCGAUGAGGAUGAGGAGUCCGUGGAUGAAGAUUUCAAUGCCUCUUCGGAAUCUGACGUGGCCGAGGAGUACGACUCGGCUCACGAGAGCAGUGGCGAUAGUGACGAGGAAAUGGCCGAUGCGGGCGAUGAUGAUGAGGGUGGUGCCGGGUCCGACGGCGACGACGCUCGCCCCAAGAAGAAGAGCAAGACUGGGAAUUAG